Molecule: messenger RNA, 612 nt
Organism: Paramecium tetraurelia
Lineage: Eukaryota; Ciliophora; Oligohymenophorea; Peniculida; Parameciidae
Exons: 1
Biological process (GO): antibiotic biosynthetic process
Molecular function (GO): hydrolase activity
Source: RefSeq, a predicted model, not a curated record
AUGGAAGAGAACUUGUAAAUAUACUUGGCUCAGUUGGACCAAGUAACUAAUUUGAUUCACUUGUUACAGAAAUCUAAGAAAAAGAAUGGAUUUAAUUUAUACAAACCCAUAAUGUGUCAUAAUAGCAAUUUUAGAAUCAAUAACAGAAUAUUAUUCCAAUUAUAUAUUCCCAACUCUAAAGGCUUCAAAUUCUUGGGUCAUUAGUGGGAAUCGUGCAAAAGUGGGAAGCCUCAUUUUGCAAAUGAUCUACAUGUAGAUAAUAGUCUACCAUCUUAAUGGUAUUAGGCAGAAAUAUACUAUUAGAUGGACAACCAAGAAUAUAAUAAUUAUAUCAUAGGUGGAACACUACCUGGAUUACCAAUUACUCUGAGUGGAAUGAGUGGAAGAAGUAAGUAUUUGUAUUUGGAUUUGAAUACUUUGAAUUUUGAUGGAAGUGACGUAUAUGAAGAGGAGAUAACUAAAAAUGAGAAAGGAAAUAUAUUCUAUAAAUUCAAUAAUUAAUGGAUUCCUAUUCCUUUGUAAUAAAACAGUCGAAAUUAUUAAAAUAAAAGGGUAAAAAGAUUUAAUAUCAUUUUCAUACUCAUCAUGGUCCAAAAUGUUUUACAAAAUUGA